AUGACCACCCUUCGAGACUUUCAAGCAGAGAUUCAGCAAGCGCAAUCUCGCGCGCUCACCAAACAGCGCGCGCAAGGCGCUACCGUGGAGACUAAUGUUGACUGGCGCUCAGCCGAUCGGGCAACCACCUCUGCUGGCGGAAGUCUGCAGAGCCAAACAGUGGAUGCCACAUCUUCCGUUGAAGAGGAUGAUAUCUUGAACUUCUUACUUGGUGGCGAUUAUGAGUCGGCGAGAAAUUCAUUGGCAUCACUCCUGACGCGACAGAGAGGGGAGUAUAUCUUCCGGAUAGGAGUUCGGUCACCCACUAGCACCCUAUUUUCUGGGGAACCCCUCGACAACGCUUCUGGAUGGACAGGCGUCUCUCUGACGGAGGACCACAUUGGGAAUGCUAUUUUAGGUGUCGAGAAAGUAGUGGAGGAGAUAGGUGCCAAGGUGUCUGUAUUGUUCCGUGCUGGUGGUUUACACCCUCGAGCUGCUAUCCUGCUUCGCUUACCACCCCUUGACAUUGCUCUGACCCCGGAAGUGCGAUGUGCGGUAGUAGGCAACGUCGACUCAGGCAAAUCAACAACUCUCGGAGUAUUGACACGAGGUACUCUCGACGAUGGGAGAGGACGAGCCCGUGUCGCACUCUUCCGACAUAAGCAUGAGUUGGAAACAGGAAGAACAUCUAGUGUCGGCAUGGAGAUAUUGGGAUUUACUGUAUCAGGAAUUCCGGUGCUACCCGGGCGGAUCGAGGGACAAGGUCCGGGCACGGUUCGAAUCGAUAGGCUUGGAUGGGAGGACAUCGCUGCUCAGUCAGCCAAGAUUAUUUCUUUCAGUGAUUUGGCGGGACAUGAGAGGUAUUUAAAGACAACAUUGUACGGACUUACCUCAGGGGCACCAUCUUGUGUGAUUUUGAUGGUGGGAGGGAACGCAGGCUUCAUUGGGAUGUCCAAAGAGCAUCUAGCCAUCACCCUCGCCCUAAACGUACCCGUCAUCGUUUGCGUCACGAAGAUUGACAUGACACCCCCCAAUGUGCUUUCCGAGACCUUAAAACAAGUAACGAAAGUUCUGAAGAGUCCGGGGUGCAGAAAAACACCAGUGUUGGUGAAAUCUACAGAGAUCGUGAUAGAACUCGCCCAAGUAUUCGCGCAGAACAAGAUUUGUCCUAUUUUCAAGUUGUCCAACGUCACUGGCGAAGGAUUGGAUUAUCUUCGGACAUUUCUGAACCUACUCCCCCCAAGCGAACACGAUAGUGAAGCAUUUGCAGUUGAUCAACCGCUGGAGUACUCCAUUACCGAAGUAUGGUCGGUACCCUAUGUCGGGACGGUUGUCAAUGGUAUCUUGAACAAUGGCAGAGUGAAGACGGGAGACGCAAUCCUAUUUGGACCAGAUGCGAAUGGACAUUUUCAGUCCACGGUUAUCCGUAGUAUGCAGCGUAAACGUGCAGAUGUGUUCUCGGCUGAAGCAGGACAGUGUGUCUCGUUGGCGCUGAAACGAGUUAAGCGUGUUUCUGUAAGGAAGGGAAUGGUAAUUGUGCAUAAAUCAGAUGCACCUCCAGGAGCAACUCGUAGAUUCGAGGGACAGGUUCUCGUCUUGUAUCAUAAUACCACUAUGCAACCAAAUUAUCAGGCUAUGCUUCACUGCGGAGCUGUACGCCAAACUGUUCGGAUUGUUUCAUUGGACCAUCCACAAGGGGUUCUACGGACGGGUGAUAGAGCUACCGUGGAGUUUGAGUUCAUUUCUCGCCCGGAAUUCAUCAAAGUAGGCAUGAAAUUGCUAUUCAGAGAAGGGAAAACCAAGGGUUUAGGAGUGAUUACCCGACUUCUUGGAUGACGCCGAGAAUCGCAUCGUAGGUACGGGCUUACACUACGCUCGCGUCAGUUGAGUC
Messenger RNA from Pisolithus orientalis, 1870 nucleotides. Its product is annotated as P-loop containing nucleoside triphosphate hydrolase protein. The record is from RefSeq and is a predicted model, not a curated record. Gene Ontology annotation, biological process: translational elongation. The coding region runs from base 1 to 1815 and encodes 604 amino acids. NCBI's taxonomy places the organism in Eukaryota, Fungi, Basidiomycota, Agaricomycetes, Boletales, Pisolithaceae. The transcript is spliced from 17 exons. Gene Ontology annotation, molecular function: GTPase activity; translation elongation factor activity; GTP binding.